GGCCAUCGGGUCUUAUUCCCGGAACAACACACGAACAUGUGCAAGAAAACAAAGUUUUGAUCUUCACAUGCUUGUCUUAUCCUUACCAUAAUCUCAUCUUCUUGUCAUUUGCAAGGUCUUCACGUCAUUUCGUACGGUUCUUGCCGUGAAGGUCACAGCCAUUUAGCGAGAGAAAAAAUGACGGAGAAGAAGAAGAAGUUAGUAGGAUUGGUAUUAUUGUGCGUCGUCUUGGUUUUUGAGGGAGUAGUCUGUACCAGUGUGACUUACGAUGGUAGAGCACUGGUCAUUGAUGGAAAGAGGAGGAUUUUGCAGUCCGGCUCCAUCCAUUACCCGCGAACCACGCCCGAGGUGUGGCCGAAGCUUAUAAGGAAAGCCAAGGAAGGCGGGCUUGAUGUGAUCGAGACCUAUGUUUUCUGGAACUAUCACGAGCCCGUCAAGGGACAGUACUAUUUUGAAGGAAGAUUCGACCUCGUGCGGUUUGUUAAGGCGGUGCACGAAGCCGGUCUCUUCGUCCAUCUGAGAAUCGGGCCAUAUGCUUGUGCCGAGUGGAAUUACGGGGGCUUCCCGAUGUGGCUACACUUCAUUCCAGGAAUUCAAUUCCGCACUAACAAUGCGCCUUUCAAGACCGAAAUGGAGAUUUUUCUCGGAAAAAUAGUCGGAUUAAUGAAGGAGGAGAGUCUCUUUGCGACCCAAGGCGGACCCAUCAUUCUUGCACAGGUAGAGAACGAGUACGGGAAUGUCGAAGGGGCAUAUGGAGUCGGCGGACCAUUAUACGUCCAAUGGGCGGCAGAAACUGCUGUUAACAUGAACACAUCCGUACCUUGGGUGAUGUGCGCGCAAAGCGAUGCUCCGGAUCCGCUUAUCAACACCUGCAACGGAUUUUACUGUGACCAGUUCACUCCGAACUCUCCUUCAAAACCCAAAAUGUGGACGGAGAACUACGUCGGAUGGUUUCUUGCAUUCGGCUACCCAAUUCCGUAUCGACCAGUUGAGGACCUUGCUUUUGCGGUGGCGCGCUUUUACGAAUACGGCGGUACUUUUCAGAACUAUUACAUGUAUUUCGGAGGAAGCAACUUCGGACGAACCGCUGGCGGCCCUUUGGUUGCGACAAGUUAUGAUUACGAUGCUCCUUUGGACGAAUACGGUUUUAUCAGGCAGCCGAAGUGGGGGCACCUCCGCGACCUACACAAGGCGAUAAAACUAUGUGAAGAUCAUUUGGUCAGUUCCGAGCCGACUCAUGUGCAACUCGGCUCCAACUUAGAGGCACACGUCUACAAUAAGUCCUCAAACGACUGUGCAGCUUUUCUUGCAAAUUAUGACAGCAGUCAAGAUGCUACGGUCCAAUUUAACGGGAAUUCGUACUUCCUCCCCGCUUGGUCUGUGAGCAUCCUCCCAGAUUGCAAAACUGCCAUCUAUAAUACUGCAAAGGUUGUUUCACAAAGGACUGUCGCCGAUAACUCAUUUGCUCGUACAACCACUGCGCGAGAGACUUCUAUUGCACCAGCGUCCUGGAGCUGGUACAAAGAGCAUGUUGGUAUCUGGGGCAACAAUUCCUUCACUAGCCCGGGCCUAUUGGAGCAGAUAAAUACGACAAAAGACACUAGCGACUUCCUAUGGUACACGACCAGUAUCUACGUAGAUGAGAAUGGAGCAUCAAAUGAAGAGAAAGAAGGUCUUCUGCUUCUUGUGAGUUUGGGCCAUGCAGCUCUUGUUUUCAUUAACAAACAAGUUGUCGGAUUCGGAUACGGCAACCACGACAUUGCAAAUUUUUCCAUGACUCAGAAGAUUAAUCUUAACCCAGGAAAUAAUACACUGGACGUGCUGAGUAUGAUGAUUGGUCUCCAGAACUACGGGCCCUGGUUCGACGUCCAAGGAGCAGGACCUUUCUCCGUCAUUGUCGAUGGACUUGGAAAUGGUAAAACCGAUCUCUCUUCUGCAGAAUGGACCUAUCAGGUGGGAACUGAAGGCGAACAUCUUGGAUUAGAUAGAGUAGGCAUGGCAAAUAGUUCGUUCUGGACGAAGGGCGAGCUCGUGCCGGUUAACGAGAGCUUAAUCUGGUAUAAGGUGAUGUUUUUGGCUCCUGAAGGAACCGGCCCGUUAGCGUUGAACCUCGCUAGCAUGGGGAAAGGACAAGCGUGGGUGAACGGGCAGGGCGUUGGGCGGUACUGGCCUGCCUAUCUCUCGCCCACGACCGGCUGCACCGACAACUGCGACUACAGAGGAAGUUAUGACGCAUCCAAAUGUCAAAAGGAUUGUGGCAAGCCUGCCCAAACAUUGUAUCACGUCCCGCGCUCUUGGAUAAAUCCGGGACAGAAUCUGCUAGUUCUUCACGAAGAGAUCGGAGGAGAUCCUUCUAAAGUUUCCGUGCUAACACGCACCGGCCAAGAAAUAUGCGCAGUGAUAUCCGAAGCGGAUCCUUCUCCCGUCGAUUCUUGGAAAUCGAAUUCAGAGCUCACGUGGAACGGCCCGCAAGUUCGACUCUCUUGUGAAGCGGGAUGGCUCAUCACUUCGAUCAGCUUCGCUAGCUUUGGGAAUCCUCAAGGAAGCUGCGGCUCAUUUGCUCCAGGAGGUUGUCACUCCGAUGUAGUUUCAACUGUAGAGCAGGUAUGUAUCGGUCGGGAGGCAUGCUCGAUACCUGUAACGACGAAUACACUCGGUGACCUGUGCCCGAAUGUCUUAAAGAGUUUGGCCGUUGAAGCUCUAUGCAGCUAAGGCUAACCCUCCAUAAAGUUCAUUGCUUGCCUUUGUUUCUAGGCUUUCUUCUAUUUUUCCCCCCAAGAGCCUUUGUAUCUCUUUGUAAGAGCAAGAACAAGGCAGUUGUUCAGUCUAUUCCAGUUGUCUCUG
Molecule: messenger RNA, 2844 nt
Organism: Rhodamnia argentea
Lineage: Eukaryota; Viridiplantae; Streptophyta; Magnoliopsida; Myrtales; Myrtaceae
Product: beta-galactosidase 8-like
Exons: 20
Coding region: 178-2712 (844 amino acids)
Biological process (GO): carbohydrate metabolic process
Cellular component (GO): vacuole; cell wall
Molecular function (GO): beta-galactosidase activity; carbohydrate binding
Source: RefSeq, a predicted model, not a curated record